UGUCUUUCUCGCCUUCUCUGGAGGCUUCUCUGGCUGGCGACUCGCGAUCGCAAUCGCCCUCUGCUUGCGCUCUCCCCCCCCUUUGCCCACUUGGCUUUCGUCAACAGCCUUCGUCGGUCUGCUGGUCUGGAUUGUCUGUCCCCUUCUGCUGAUAUCCCGCAGCGUCUGUCCACGAUGAACCGAGCCCAGCCGCAGCCGCAGCAACAGCAACAGCAGCUGCACCCGCAGCACUAUCAGGGCUACCGCCCCCCUCCCACCGGGUACCAGCAACAGGUCCCGAUGCAACAGCAUCAGCAGCAGCAACAACAGCCUCAACACAGGUUUUCGAUGGAUGAUGCCGAUUCGGUUUCGGACCAGUCCAUAAACGAUCACAUCGAAGAGGCUACGACUCGUCCUCUUCACAGCGAGCCUCAGUACUCCUCCCGAAUGUCUUCCAUCAACGGGUAUGGUAUGGCGGGUACCCCUCAGGCCGCUGGUGCCAGACAAAUGGGCCAUCCGCAGCAGCAGUAUUACCAGCAGCAAAGUCAGUACCCUGCACAGCCCUCGCAGCUGCAAAAUCCUGUUCAGGCGCAAUAUCAGUACCAGCAGCCGCAACAGCCGCAACAGCCACAACAGCUGCAGCACCAACAGCAGCCUCUGCAACAGCAGCCCUUCCAGCACCCAGGCCAGCCCCCGCAGCAGCUUGGUGGUCCAAAGCAGGCCGGCGGCGUUAGCCACCCUGCUCGACAGAACUCGUACCCACCGCCCCAGGCUCAGAAUCCCGGUCCAUUUCGGGGUGCAUCGUAUCCUCCCGUGGUUGGCGCUGGCCAGCCUCCCAGCGGUAUGGGCCAGCCCAUGAACCCACCCGGCAGUGGUGCAUAUGGGGCCGAGGCCAAUCCCCCCACACGAUUCACCUCGCCGGCGCCCCAGAGUGGCUUCGUCGUACCUCCCCGAGGCAUGCAGUCGCAGCAGCCCCGUAAUCUUCCGUCCCAGGAAAACGUUGCCGCCGCCAACACACAGGAGACCAAGAAGAAACGAGGCACUGGUCUCUUCAAUUUUGUUCUCAAGAAGGAUAAAAAGAGCCAGGACAAGAAGCCUGCCAAGCCGGACGAAUCGUCGACCACGACUCGCCAGCCGCCCACUUGGUCGAUGCUGAAAGCAGACUCGCUGUCGCCGACAAACGACAAGCGCUCCUCCACCCAGAUGCUUGCAGAUUUCUUCAACACCGAGGCCCCCAAUCUCGACGAUCCUGUCUUCAAGCGAAAGCCCGACCCGCCCCAACGCCUCUCUGCUCAGCAGCAUGCGUAUCAAUUCCCAUCACGUGAACAAGGCGACCAGGACGGACCUCCGCCAAGAACGCUCUCCAACGGCAACGGCAACGGCAACGGCAACGGCAACGGCAACGGCCAUGCCUACGAACAAGGUCCCGACGACUAUUUCCCUGAAGAUGAAGAAUACUACGAGGACGACGAUGAAGAGUCUGUCAUGGACGGAACCCUCUUGCGCAAUACCCAGCUGAACGCCGAGAUUGAUCCUGGCCAAACUGGCGACUCCCUCCCCAGACCAAACAGACGCAAGAGCAAACUGGUCAAGUUUGCAUCUAUGCAUGAGGAGAUUACAUACGAAGUCGAAGACGACGAAGAUGAGUACGGUGAAUACGACGAAGAGUAUUACGAGGACUACUAUCCCGACGAAGCCGAGCCCUCAGAUCAGGAGCCCGAGCCUUCACCUCAGCCCGAGCCAGAAAAGGCGCCAAUGCAACCUCUGAAGCAGCGCAUGUCCUCCCUGUCGUUCACGCCUGUUGCUGCACAGGUGCCAGGUACUCAAGGCCCGGCUCAGCAACAGCAACAACAGCAGCAGCAACAACAACAGCAGCAGCAGCAGCAGCAGCAGCAGCAGCAGCAGCAGCAGCAGCAGCAGCAACAGCAGUCCACAUCAACCCCUCCUCCUCCUCCUCCUCCGGUUGCUCCUUUGGCUACAACCCCGCCCCGGACUGACAGUAGCACGGCGCCAAGCGAUCGUGCAGUUCCCGUGCCUCUCAACCCACGAACGAUCUCCAAGGCAUCGGCACCAAAGCCCGUGACAGCAGCCGUGGUGUUGGCCACUCCGCCCGUUACAUCCAGCGAGGUGGUGUCAAAGUCGACUGGCACUGAUCCAUAUGAAUCCACAGCAGGCCAGGAUGCCGCCGUCGGGCCAGCCACCACCGCAUCACUGGACUUGCUGCCCGCAGUCGUGCCUUCCGACUUUUCUCUGGAUCUGGGCUCCAGCUUUGGCCUCCAGCCCUCAAGGUCUCCCCAGCCACAACAACCGAACCAAUCUAUCUCAGUUUCCGGCGCGACCACCAUCACCGGUAACAAGCGAAACAGCUCGCUGAAUGCUGGCGGCCAAGCUGGCGGCAACUUGCUCUCACCACCCGGAACUCCGGUGGAGCGCAACAGCCUCCAGGUCUCUGGUGACCGGACAAGUUUCCUGCUGAUUCCCGGUGACCGCACUAGUAUCAACGGCAUCGCAGCCUUGUCCAACGUUGAUGCGCCCAAGCCACGCCGCAAGGUCCGUCACGUCCAGAUUCAGACUCGAGGCGCCACACUGAAGGAGGCCGAGUGUCAAACAUCACCGACCGGGCCAAGUGAAGAGGAGCUAGCGAGGGUACGCGAAGAACAAGAGGCGGCCACAGCUGCUGCGGUCGAUACGAUUGAGUCGCUCGCCGCCCAGCUGGAAGAUGAGCGUAUGCGGUGCAAGCAUCUGGAGGACGAGCGUGACGAUUUGAUUCAGCAUCGCCAAGAGCUUCAGGCGGAGCGGAUUGAGAUCCUCUCCCAGAAAGAUGAUCUUCAGUCGCAAAACAACGAUCUCGAGCAGCAAAACCUGGACCUGAUCCGCAAGAAUCAGGAGCUUCAAAAACAGAGCGAACAGCACCAGCAGACGCUAGCCGCCAUGGCUGAGGAUUUCACCAAUCUGUCGCGCGAGCUGGAGGCUCUUCGACAAGAGAAAGAGGAGAUGAUUGCCGCAAACGAGGUCAACAAAAGCAAGUUCGAUCGCCUCUCGGCCCAGGCUUUCAAAAAGAUCAAAGAAUUGCUCGCGGAGAAGCAAAUGUACGAAAUCGAGAUCACGAGUCUCCGAGAACAGGUCGAGAUGUUGGACCAGGCCCACAACCAGCUGCUGGAUUACGGUGAAGACGAGCUUCCUGAAGAUGGCAACGGUUACAGCGGCCAGUACGAUCAGUCGCUGUAUGACCAGCAGUACGACCAGCAGUACGAUCAGCAGUACGAUCCGCAGUAUGAUCAGCAAUACGGCGGCCCGCACGACCACCCGGGGCAGUAUCAGCAACACUAUGAGCAGCCGCCACAACAUCACCCCGAUCAUCCAGCAGCCGCCCAGUCGUGAAGUGCCGAUCGGCGCGGCCAAGGUCGACCCAAGUUGACUCAGAAAGCAUCCUGUAAAGUCGCAGCAGCAUGUCCAGCGACGGAACUUUUGCGGCGGCUCUGCCUUCAUCCCUCUCGACGCGACCUCUUGAUUGAUAUGACGUCAUA
This is a messenger RNA of Polychytrium aggregatum, 3506 nucleotides long. RefSeq lists its product as uncharacterized. Gene Ontology annotation, biological process: regulation of transcription by RNA polymerase II. Bases 175 to 3360 code for a protein of 1061 amino acids. Gene Ontology annotation, molecular function: transcription cis-regulatory region binding. The record is from RefSeq and is a predicted model, not a curated record. Gene Ontology annotation, cellular component: nucleus. The transcript has 3 exons. NCBI's taxonomy places the organism in Eukaryota, Fungi, Chytridiomycota, Chytridiomycetes, Polychytriales.